This is a messenger RNA of Cooperia oncophora, 126 nucleotides long. The record is from the annotation of a GenBank genome assembly. NCBI's taxonomy places the organism in Eukaryota, Metazoa, Nematoda, Chromadorea, Rhabditida, Trichostrongylidae.
AUGGCGUGUGUGUGCGGCUUUCUUGGUGGAAGACCGUGGGGAUCCGGUUGCCAAUUGCCUAAUGGACAAUUUAUGGGCAGAGCUUUACGCAAGGAGUACCGAGUAAUGACUGAUGAUGAGCGAAAU